This is a messenger RNA of Tinamus guttatus (white-throated tinamou), 828 nucleotides long. The record is from RefSeq and is a predicted model, not a curated record. Lineage: Eukaryota; Metazoa; Chordata; Aves; Tinamiformes; Tinamidae.
GCUGCCCUGCGCUCCCCGCCGGGCCCUGCUGACCGCCCCCUUGCCUUGCAGGACAUCCGGGACUGCCCGGGACCGCUGAGCGCCCUCACGGAGCUCAACGCCGCCGUGAAGGAGAAGUUCCAGCAGCUCCGCGGCCGCCUCCAGGAGCUUGAGCAGAUGGCAAAGGAGCAAGAUAAAGAAUCAGAGAAGCAAGCCUUGCUGCAGGAGGUGGAAAACCAUAAAAAGCAAAUGCUCAGCAACCAGGCAGCUUGGAGAAAGGCAAAUCUAGCGUGCAAAAUUGCUAUUGACAACUCUGAGAAGGAUCAGCUGCUGCAGGGAAGAGACACCCUGAGACAAAGAAAGACUACAAAGGAGAGUCUGGCAGAGAGUGCAAGCAACAUCACAGAGAGUCUGAUGGGCAUUAGCAGGAUGAUGUCCCAGCAAGUCCAGCAGAGCGAGGAGACUGUGCAGACCCUAGCCAAUUCUUCACGAACCAUCCUGGAAGCAAACGAAGAAUUUAAGUCCAUGUCUGGGACAAUUCAGUUGGGAAGAAAGCUAAUAACAAAGUACAACCGCAGGGAACUGACAGACAAGCUUCUCAUCUUUCUCGCCCUUGCCUUAUUCCUGGCCACCGUGCUCUAUAUUUUGAAGAAAAGACUCUUUCCAUUUUUGUAAGAGUCCAAGCUCUUACUGAACUGGUCUGAAAUAUCAGGGAUGGUGUAAUAAUGGUAAGGCUUACAGUAAAAGGGACAUGGCAAUAGCUGGAACAGCAUUAGAGCAGGCACGACUUUAUACUGACUCAAUGGAGUGUGGGACCUGCCUUAGAAGAACUUAAAUGAACACAAAUCA